AUGGGACCAUUACCUCUGAAGCCUAUACUGGGGAAGUUGAGUUUCGGGAUUAUUUUGCUUUGUACUGUCAUGGGUGAUAGUAUUACUAAGGUCACAAUUGAUGGUCAUUACACAGUCAUGGAUAGAGAUCGGCUUCAGAUGGGUGAGGUAGCCUCUACAAUUCCAACGAUUGGGUUUAAUGUAGAGACUGUACAAUACAACAACAUCAAGUUUCAAGUAUGGGAUUUAGGUGGUCAGACAAGCAUUAGGCCAUAUUGGAGAUGCUAUUUCCCAAAUACACAAGCAAUAAUUUAUGUUGUUGAUUCAAGUGACACUGAUAGAAUUGGAAUAGCCAAGGAAGAAUUUCAUGCCAUUUUAGAGACUGAGCAGAGGGUGACACAAGUAAUUAUUCGCUCUGCUAUUGACUUUGAGAGGGACCCAUGGCCUAAGGUUUCGGACAAUGCAAAGGACCUUGUAAAGAAAAUGCUUAAUCCUGAUCCAAAGCAGCAUCUUACAGUACAAGAAGUGCUUGAACAUCCAUGGCUACAAAAUGCCAAGAAAGCACCAAACAUUCUGUUGGGUAAGACUGUGAAAGCUAGGCUCAAACAAUUUUCUAUAAUGAACAAGCUGAAGAAGAGAGAUCUAAAUGGCCCUUGUGAUGAAACUAGCUCUAACUUACCUCUUGUAGGUGCAAUUGCUGAUAGUCAGUUAGAUUUUCCACAGGUGAAGAGACCAGACCUUCUGGUUGGUCUUCAGCAGAUCCUCCACACAGGAGGCAUUCUGGGCUGA
Gossypium arboreum is the source of this 768-nucleotide messenger RNA. RefSeq names its product ADP-ribosylation factor-like. Gene Ontology annotation, cellular component: Golgi apparatus; cytoplasm. The coding region runs from base 1 to 768 and encodes 255 amino acids. Gene Ontology annotation, molecular function: GTP binding; GTPase activity; protein kinase activity. Lineage: Eukaryota; Viridiplantae; Streptophyta; Magnoliopsida; Malvales; Malvaceae. Gene Ontology annotation, biological process: intracellular protein transport; vesicle-mediated transport; protein phosphorylation. The transcript is spliced from 9 exons. The record is from RefSeq and is a predicted model, not a curated record.